GGUCACAGGCAGCUUCAUCCUCAACCCCAAGGGCAAGGAAGCCACUAGCAGGACCUUCACUGCAAUGGGCCUGGAGUGGGAGUAUGCAGUGGAGGACGCCAAGGAAAACCUCAAGACGAGCGGGCCCCUGCCCGAAGCCAUCGCUGUCCUGGUGCUCCCCCCGGCUGAGGGCGGCCCCCGCGGCAGCCUGGCCUACAAGUACGUCAUCCACGAGGACCUGCUGCCCCUCAUCGGAAGCAACAACGUUCUCCUGGAGGAGACGGACACCUACGAGUGGGCGCUCAAGAGCUGGGCCCCCUGCACCAAGGCCUGCGGAGGAGGUAUCCAGUUCACCAAAUACGGCUGUCGGCGCCGACGAGAUCAUCACAUGGUACAGCGGCACCUGUGCGACCACAAGAAGAGGCCCAAACCCAUCCGCAGGCGCUGCAACCAGCACCAGUGCCCCCAGCCUGAGUGGGUGAUGGAGGAGUGGAGCACCUGCAGCCGGAGCUGUGGGAAGCUGGGGGUGCAGACUCGAACAGUGCAGUGCCUGCUGCCCCUCUCCAACGGUACCCACAAGGCCAUGCCAGCCAAAGCCUGCCCUGGGGACCGGCCGGAGGCCCGGCGGCCCUGCCUCCGAGUGCCUUGCCCAGCACAGUGGCGGAUGGGAGCCUGGUCCCAGUGCUCUGCCACCUGCGGAGAGGGCAUCCAGCAGCGGCAGGUGGUGUGCCGGACCAAUGCCAACAGUCUCGGACAGUGCGAGGGGGACAAGCCGGACACCAUCCAGGCCUGCAGUCUGCCUGCCUGCAGAGGAAACCUCCAGAACUCUACCGUGAGGGCUGGCGUCCAGGCACUUGUGACCCCACAAUCUGGGUCCCUACAUCCUAUUAACAAGAUAACAUCAACAGAGCCCUGCAUGGGGGACAGGUCGAGCCUCUGUCAGAUGGAGGUGCACGAGCGCUACUGCUCCCUCCCCGGCUUCCACCGGCUGUGCUGUGAGUCCUGCACCAAGAAGGCCUCAGGCCCUGCUGCCAGCCUGGACCCCGGCCUGACCUCACCACCACCCUACUCCACGCCUGGGAGCCCCUCGCCAGGAGCCAAGACCCCUCCAGAGGCUGUGGAACCCACCAUGUGGCCAACGGGCUCGGACAACCAUCUGCUUGGCCGACCCACACAGCUCCCAGGACCUCUGGGUACAAGCCCCCCGGUGACCCAGCGCCUCGGCUUUGCUCCCCAGAAACUGAGUCCUGGAGCAUUGCGGAGCACUUCCCCUAAUGCCACCUGGGGGCAGCCUUGGGGCUGGACCCCUGGCCCACCUCUGCCAGCCUCUGAGGAGAAAGGGCAACUCAGGGAAGACCUGAAGCAUCCGGGCACCGGCCUUCCAGCCACCUCCCCGGUGACAUGAGCCCUGUCCUGCCCAUCCCGCCGCCAGUCAAGUUUACACUCUGUAAACUUGCCCAAGACCUCCAGCUCAGAGGACACCCAGCGGGCCAGGGGCAAGCACAGACUUCCUUUUAAAUUAUUUGCCUUCUUGUUCUAGUUUCGGGCUGUGAUACUUUUCACCUGUGAAAUGGGUGUGCGAGGAAGAAAAAAAAUCAGGGAAAACCGUAACCUGAGAUACCUCAGCAAGCAGCCCUGGUGACUGAGUCGAACCUCUCAGGGGCUCCUGUCUGUCUCUCCUGCCAGGACUGAGGGCCAGCUGACGCCCUGUCCUCACAGCCACUGGGUCCCACACUGGACCUGUCCAGCUGCCUGUCUUCACAGAACUGGUGGGACCCCUGUGCAGGCCCUGUCUACCUGACCCCUCUGCUCAGAGGGGCACAGCAGGGCCAGGGAA
This is a messenger RNA of Myotis davidii, 1816 nucleotides long. Its product is annotated as A disintegrin and metalloproteinase with thrombospondin motifs 14-like. Gene Ontology annotation, biological process: extracellular matrix organization. Lineage: Eukaryota; Metazoa; Chordata; Mammalia; Chiroptera; Vespertilionidae. The transcript is spliced from 7 exons. Gene Ontology annotation, cellular component: extracellular matrix. Bases 65 to 1384 code for a protein of 439 amino acids. The record is from RefSeq and is a predicted model, not a curated record. Gene Ontology annotation, molecular function: metalloendopeptidase activity.